This is a messenger RNA of Alexandromys fortis (reed vole), 1422 nucleotides long. Its product is annotated as DDB1- and CUL4-associated factor 12-like protein 1. Bases 16 to 1422 code for a protein of 468 amino acids. The record is from RefSeq and is a predicted model, not a curated record. Gene Ontology annotation, cellular component: Cul4-RING E3 ubiquitin ligase complex. NCBI's taxonomy places the organism in Eukaryota, Metazoa, Chordata, Mammalia, Rodentia, Cricetidae. The transcript has a single exon. Gene Ontology annotation, molecular function: protein binding.
GGCUCGCCAACCACCAUGGACCCUCAGCAAACAGGUAGCAAGAAGCGUAAAGCCUCCAAGGAGGGCGCGGGGAGCUCUUCGUCGCCAGGCCCCUCCAAGGCGAUGGCGGCAGCCGAAGCAGGCCAAACCGAGGCGUCGCUGCUGCUGGUCAAGAGGCCACGGCGGCCCGUGGCUCGCCAUUCCUUGGUGCACUACCUGAAGGGCCGGGCGCUGGGCUACGAGGGCCACCCGCGGCUGGCGGGCUUCGAGGGCAACCUGCACAGCUACAGGGCCCUCAGGCUGCCGGAGCUGCUGAGGGAGCGCCAGCUGACACUUGGCCCCCUCAACAAGGUGUUCGCAUCGCAGUGGCUAAAUGCCAGGCAGGUGGUGUGUGGCACCAAGUGCAACACGCUUUUUGUGGUCGAUGUCAAGACUGACCACAUCAUGCACAUCCCUCUGAUGCGUGACAGGGUGCUUGACCUCUCUCGUGGCUCGCCCUCCUGUGGCAUUCAUGCUGUGGAGCUGAAUCCCUCCAAGACCCUCAUGGCCACUGGAGGAGAAAACCCCAACAGCCUGGCCAUCUACCAGCUGCCCACGCUGGACCCUGUGUGCCUAGGAGAUUGCCAAGGCCACAGGGACUGGAUCUUCGCCAUCGCAUGGAUGAGUGACACUGUGGCUGUGAGUGGUUCCCGCGACGGCACCGUGGCACUCUGGCGGGUGGAUCCCGACACGUUCAAUGGCAGCAUUGCUGGGCAUGAGGAUGCGGGCCUUCCAGCGUAUGCUCACAUCCGUCCUACAGAUAUAGAGGCCUUCCCUAAACCCACUACCAAUCCUGGUAACCGCAAAGUUCGAGCCCUUGCAUACAGCAACAAAAACCAGGAGCUGGGAGCCGUGUCUCUGGAUGGCUACUUCCAACUGUGGAAAGCCCGAAGCUCCCUGUCCAGCCUGCUGUCCCUAAGGCUGCCCUACUGCAGGGAGAACGUGUGUCUCACCUACUGUGACGAGUUGUCCCUCUAUGCUGUUGGAUCCCAGUCUCACGUUUCAUUCCUGGAUCUUCGCCAAGGCCAGCCGAACGUCUGGUCAAUCUGCUCCCGAGAGGGAGGUACUGGUGUGCGUUCCCUGAGUGUCCACCAGCAUAUUGUCACCGUGGGAACAGGCCACGGUUCUCUGCUCUUCUGUGACAUCCGUGCCCAGAAGUUCCUCGAGGAAAGAUCUGCAGCCAGUCCAGACAUGUUUCCUGUGCCCUCUGGAAGGAAGCUCAAGCUCACCUGUGGCAGCGGCUGGAUCAACCAGAAUGAUUUCUUAGAGAAUUACACUGGUGGUGUAGAUUUCCCCAAUUCACUCUACACUCACUGCUACAACUGGCCAGAGAUGAAGCUCUUCGUGGGUGGGGGCCCAAUGGCCUCAGAACUCCAUGGCAACUAUGCAGGUCUCUGGAGCUAA